AGUAAUUUGACAAAACAAGUUGCGUGCGUGCGCCAACACGAGAGAAAGACGAGUUGGGAAUAGAGGUAAUGCCCGAAAGUUCUCUGAAGAAACCGAAUGACUCGUUUACACAAAUUUUAAGCAACAGAGACACCGCUGGCUCGUCAGGUGGUUGACAAUGGAUCCCACCAGUGAGACCAAGAACUUGACCUCCAACCCCUCUGAGACCCAGACAGUGGAGCAACAAAGAAGCACAGGUGUCAGCUGGCUGCUGCUGGCAGCGGCCGGGGCGGCGUCCCUGAGCGGCCUGAUGCUGGGCUACGAAAUGGGCCUGACCUCCGGCGUCCUGCUGCAGCUGCGGGGCCUCCUCUCCCUCACCUGCCGCCAACAAGAGCUGCUGGUCAGCUCGCACCUGCUCGGCGCCCUCCUCAUCUGCCUGGCCGGGGGUCCCGUGUUGGACCGCUACGGCCGCCGCUGCUCCCUGCUCCUCAGCGCGGCGCUGGUGGUCGGGGGGAGCGUCGUGCUCAUGGCGUCCAGCUCGCUCGUCGCGUUCACGCUGGGCCGGGUGGUGGUCGGCAUGGGAACGUCGCUGUCGGGGACCGCGGCGUGCCUGUACAUCGCCGAGAUCUCGCCGAGGGAGAGGAGGGGCCUGCUGGUCACGCUGUACGAGCUGAUGCUGGUCGUGGGCGUCAUGCUGGGAUUCAGCUGCAGCUACGCCUUCGCCGCUCUGCCCAACGGCUGGGCGUACACGUUUGGGCUGGUAAUCCCCCCGGCGCUGCUGCAGAUGGCCGCGCUGGUCUUCCUCCCGCCGAGUCCCCGCUUCCUGGUCACCCGGGGCAAAGUGCAGCAGGCCAGGGUGGUGCUGGCCAGGAUGAGAGGCGGGACUGAGGAGCACUUGGAGAAGGAGCUCAUGGAUAUCCGGACGGGACUCAAGGAGGAAUCGGAGCACAGCUUCUGGGAGCUGUUCAGCUCCAAGGCCAACCUGCGCUCGCGGCUGCUCACGGGCGUGACCUUGGUGUUCCUGCAGCAGGCCACCGGUCAGCCCAACAUCCUCUCCUACGCCUCGCCGCUCCUGCGCAGCGUGGGCUUCGACAGCGACGCCGCGGCCACCUUGGCGUCCACGGGCUUCGGGGUGGUGAAGGUGGUCGGCACCAUCCCGGCCGUGCUGCUGGUGGACAGCGUGGGGCCCCGGAGCUUUCUGUGCGGGGGCGCCGUCGCCAUGGGAACGUCGCUGGUGGCGCUGGGCGCGCUGACGCUGCAGAGCCACACUAACCUCAGCAGCCUGUGCAAGAGUCACACCGGGUCCAACCGCACGCACGCGCCGUGGGACCUGAACGAAACCGCCGCGCAGCUGGGAAGCGGCGACAUCUUCGCCACUGACCACCCCCACCGGUGGAACAGCGAGGAGUCGCGGCGCGCCGACCGAGAGGACGGCGGGGUCGGGGGGGCGUCGGGACGAGGGUCUUCCUUGCUGAAGUGGGCGUCACUGAUCAGCCUGCUGGUGUACGUGGCGGCCUUCUCCGUAAGCCUCGGGCCAAUGGUCUACGUGGUUCUCAGUGAGAUAUUUCCGAUGGGAGUCCGAGGCCGGGCAGUUUCCGUGGUGUCGGCUGUGAACUGGGCCACCAACCUGCUCAUCUCCAUGACCUUCCUCACAGCUACAGAAAAGAUCGGUGUGGCCAACAUGAUGUUCCUCUACGCCGCCAUGAGCUUCGUUCUCCUGCUGUUCGUCAUCUUCUGCGUCCCCGACACCAAAGGUCGCACGCUGGAGGAGAUAUCCAAAGAGCUGGCUGAGAAGUAGACCGCCGCUUCCACGCAUUCUUAACGUUGUCAGUGUCAAAAAAGUCAAAUUUGUGAAGUGGACUGCUGCAGGAGCGCCAGAUAAGCACGUCCACAGAGUUUUUAGUUAGUUAGUUUUUUUUGACGGACCACAACAGAAGACCUCGCCCGAAGGAGAGCGGAGAGCAGGAGGGCCAAGAAGGACAAUGUGUAAGCACUGUUAAGACUUUAUGCACCUCACCCACACCACAGGGUUUCCUGCUGAUUCCUAUAUUGACGUCCUCGUUAUACUUGCUGUAUGUGGGUGAUGGGGGAAAUACAAGUGGGAAUGGAUGGUGGACUUUGCAUUCAUGGGAAAUAAUCAAAUAAUGGCGAGGAAUGUGUGAAUUAGCAAAAAUGAGGAUUUCUCAGGGUUCCGCUUGUUAAACGGCAGUAAAAAAGGAAACCGUAGGGAUUGAAUAUAUUUAUAUCGUAUCAGGUCCAGUAACGCAUUGUGCAUGAAGCCAACAUUUGACCACUAGCCUUUAAGGGGUUUUCCAUUUGGACAUGAUUACAAACUAGAGACUAGCGGUUGGAUUUUUUUCGCCAGAGAUGUUGUGCCUGGACGACAUUUGGUCAUUUUCCCUCUCGCAGCCUCACGGGUCAAAAAACGAAGCCAGCCUUUUGGACUAAGAUGGAAAACACGAUUGAGACACUGAUCACUUUAAACGUCCGUGUACGUGACACUAUUCAGCUGCUCUAUGUGACGUAAUGACAUUAACAGGCCUGCGGGACACACUGUCCACAUACAGGAUGUCCACCACAAGCUACGAGGGGACAGAUACACGGUGUCUCUUCCUUUUUACACGUAAAGAAAUGGUAAUGAAUCAAACCAACCAACAAGCAGUCAAGCAAAGGAAUACUAAACUCCUAUUCAGUUGUGACGUUGAAUGUAUUGUCUAACAGCUGGAAUGCAAAAAAAAAAAGUAUGAAAACUUAUUGUCUUGUUUGUUGAAAUUAAACUUGAUUAACAAGAGGGAUGUUUACUGGAACAAUUUACUUCUAAGUGGACAUGUUCAUGAAUAAAAUUGCACAUUUUAAAAUCUU
Messenger RNA from Gasterosteus aculeatus aculeatus (three-spined stickleback), 2841 nucleotides. RefSeq names its product solute carrier family 2 member 12 (gene slc2a12). Gene Ontology annotation, biological process: circulatory system development; D-glucose transmembrane transport. Lineage: Eukaryota; Metazoa; Chordata; Actinopteri; Perciformes; Gasterosteidae. The record is from RefSeq and is a predicted model, not a curated record. Gene Ontology annotation, cellular component: membrane. Gene Ontology annotation, molecular function: D-glucose transmembrane transporter activity.